AUGAACAACUCCAUCCUGCUGGAAGAACAGCUCAUCAAGAAAUCCCAACAAAAAAGAAGAACGUCUCCCUCCAACUUUAAAGUCCGCUUCUUUGUCUUAACCAAAACCAGCCUGGCAUACUUUGAGGACCGCCAUGGGAAAAAACGCACCCUCAAGGGCUCCAUUGAACUUUCCCGAAUCAAAUGCGUGGAGAUUGUGAAAAGUGACAUCAGCAUCCCUUGCCACUAUAAAUACCCCUUCCAGGUUGUACACGACAACUACCUCCUGUACGUGUUUGCUCCAGACCGUGAGAGCCGGCAGCGCUGGGUGCUGACCCUCAAAGAAGAAACUAGGAAUAACAACAGCCUGGCACCCAAGUACCACCCUAAUUUCUGGCUAGAUGGGAGAUGGAGAUGCUGUGCGCAGGUUGAGAAGUUGGCAGUUGGCUGUACCCAGUACGACCCAUCCAAAAACGCUUCAAAGAAGCCUCUUCCUCCUACUCCUGAAGACAACCGGGUGAGUGAGCGAUCAGUUCGGGAAACUGAGGAAACCCUGGUCAUUGCUUUGUAUGACUACCAAACCAAUGAUCCCCAGGAACUCACGCUACGGCGGGAUGAGGAGUACUAUUUGCUGGACAGCUCUGAGAUCCACUGGUGGAGAGUUCAGGACAGGAAUGGGCAUGAAGGCUAUGUACCAAGCAGUUACCUAGUCGAGAAGUCUGCAAACAGUCUGGAAACCUUCGAGUGGUAUAAUAAGAAUAUCAGCCGAGACAAAGCCGAGAAACUUCUUUUGGACACAGGCAAAGAAGGAGCCUUUAUGGUGCGAGAUUCCAGGACUCCAGGAACAUACACAGUGUCUGUGUUUACCAAGGCCAUUGUGGGUGAGAACAGCCCCUGUAUCAAGCACUAUCACAUUAAAGAAACCAACGACAACCCCAAGCGGUACUAUGUGGCUGAGAAGUACGUGUUCGACUCCAUUCCUCUCCUCAUCAACUAUCACCAACACAAUGGAGGAGGCCUGGUCACUCGGCUCCGGCAUCCAGUUUGCUCCUGGAGGCAGAAGGCCCCAGUCACAGCAGGACUGCGAUAUGGGAAGUGGGAGAUCCACCCCUCAGAGCUCACUUUUGUGCAGGAGAUUGGCAGUGGGCAGUUCGGCUUGGUGCACCUGGGUUACUGGCUGAACAGAGACAAGGUGGCCAUCAAAACCAUUCAGGAAGGGGCUAUGUCAGAAGACGACUUCGUCGAGGAGGCUGAAGUCAUGAUGAAACUCUCUCACCCCAAACUGGUACAGCUGUAUGGGGUGUGCCUAGAGCAGGCUCCCAUCUGCCUGGUGUUUGAGUUCAUGGAGCACGGCUGUCUGUCAGAUUACCUGCGCAACCAGAGGGGGCUCUUCACAGCCGAGACGCUCCUGGGCAUGUGCCUGGAUGUAUGUGAGGGCAUGGCCUACCUGGAGGAGGCCUGUGUCAUCCACAGAGACCUGGCUGCCCGAAAUUGUUUAGUAGGAGAGAAUCAAGUCAUCAAGGUGUCCGACUUCGGGAUGACAAGGUUUGUGCUGGAUGACCAGUACACCAGUUCCACGGGUACCAAAUUCCCCGUGAAGUGGGCCUCCCCGGAAGUCUUCUCGUUCAGUCGCUACAGCAGCAAGUCAGAUGUGUGGUCCUUCGGUGUGCUGAUGUGGGAAGUCUUCAGUGAAGGCAAAAUUCCAUAUGAAAACCGAAGCAACUCAGAGGUGGUGGAAGACAUCACUACUGGAUUUCGGUUAUACAAGCCCCGGCUGGCCUCCCCACAUAUUUACCAGGUCAUGAAUCAGUGCUGGAAAGAGAAACCAGAACACCGGCCACCUUUCUCCAGGCUCUUGACCCAGCUGGCCGAAAUGGCAGAAUCGGGACUUUAG
Condylura cristata (star-nosed mole) is the source of this 1872-nucleotide messenger RNA. It is a transcript of the gene ITK, whose product is annotated as IL2-inducible T-cell kinase. The record is from RefSeq and is a predicted model, not a curated record. The coding region runs from base 1 to 1872 and encodes 623 amino acids. Gene Ontology annotation, molecular function: protein binding; non-membrane spanning protein tyrosine kinase activity; ATP binding. Gene Ontology annotation, biological process: adaptive immune response; peptidyl-tyrosine autophosphorylation; T cell receptor signaling pathway. Lineage: Eukaryota; Metazoa; Chordata; Mammalia; Eulipotyphla; Talpidae. The transcript is spliced from 17 exons.